Molecule: messenger RNA, 2245 nt
Organism: Cryptomeria japonica (Japanese cedar)
Lineage: Eukaryota; Viridiplantae; Streptophyta; Pinopsida; Cupressales; Cupressaceae
Product: PHD finger protein ALFIN-LIKE 3
Exons: 1
Coding region: 1231-1956 (241 amino acids)
Biological process (GO): regulation of DNA-templated transcription
Cellular component (GO): nucleus
Molecular function (GO): transcription cis-regulatory region binding; transcription coregulator activity; histone binding
Source: RefSeq, a predicted model, not a curated record
UCUUUACAAAUUGCCCUUCGAAGUUGUUAGAAAAGUUUGCCAAUGGUCCAUUUGAUAUUAAAAAUCAAACUUCACAACGAUGUACAAUAAGAACUUCACAACGAUGUACAAUAAGAUUUGAUGUUAAAAAACAAUAAUUCAAGGGGGACUCAUCUAUGGAAAUGUUAUUUUUGCACUCGUGAAUCCUAGUGCAGCAUAACAAGAGUGAAUGCACACAUUUUGCACAUUGUUGGUCAAGGGGUUGGGAAAUGCGGUCAGCUCUCACUAAAACAAGGAGCUAAGAUAAAGAAAUUAUACAAUGGUCACAUCUCCUCGAUUUUUGCUACUUGGCACCAGCAAUGACAUGUUUUUCUACAUUUCUGGUACCCUACAUCUACAAGUCCCCUUUUUGUGUCGUCAAGCAUAGGAGGAAAGAUAAGAGCACCUAUUACUACUUAUGUUUCAAUUAUUGUUCAAUCUUUGUUGGUUCAAUCUUUCAAUUAUUAAUUUUAAAGAAACUAAAAAAGAUAUGUUAAAAGUCUAUUAAUAAAUUUCACAUGUAGUAAUUGCGGUCCACUUUAUUCCAGUAGUUAGAAUUUUUGGAAUAUUGGUCAUUUUUGAGAUUAUUGGGGCAUCUUUAAGUAGGUACUGGUAACACUUUGCAAUGACUACUUUUUGACCCUUAAACGUAUAACGGAUCCUACAGCAUUUGUUAUUACUACCUAGAAGCCAGAACAAUAGCUAUAAGUAGUCACAUUCAGAGACAACCAAAAAAAUCGUAAGAAAUCCGAUAUAUCAUUUAAAAUCUGUGAAUGCACGAAAUUAGCUAUACAACUACUGAUAUGGUUCCUCCCCUAAUUAACUCCAAACCCAAAAAUGGAUACAUUCAAUGUACAAACCAACAAACAAUGAAGGAGAUGAUGCCAUUCACAAAUUCCUCAUUCUUUCUAUUUCAAGGAGGAAAUUUCCAAGAUUGUACGAACAGGGCCUGCUCUCUUAGAUAAAACUUUUACAUGAAAAAUGUACUAAUGGAGGAAAUGAAAAACACAUGGUCUCACUUGGGGUGCAACAUUAACGUGGAUGGAUGGGUAAAACUAUUCACAAGAGUCCUUGCAACUCAUCAGAAUGACACAGGAGUGUAAUUGAUGGGCUGAGUGGAAGACAAAGGAAGUGGUGAAGAGCACAAAGUCUAUAUCUAAAUCACAUCUUUGUUUUCACAAUGAUCAAAUAUGGGGUCUUAGUGUUGGAUACAUGAAUGCGUGGGUAGACAUGGAAAGUGGUUCUGGAUGGUACUCAGGCAUGCCUAACACUGUGGAUGAAAUAUAUGAAGAUUUCAAGCGCCGCAGAGAGGGUAUAAUAAAAGCUCUUACAGUAGAUUUUGAGGAGUUAUACCAGCAAUGUGACCCAGAGGACGAGAGUUUUAUGGGGCUUUAUGGACUUCCAGAUGAAUCAUGGAAAGUUGUUCCUGAAGAAGAGGGGUUUCCAAUGCUUCCAAAUCCUGUUUGGGGAAUCAAUAACAAGAGACUAGUUAUGUCAGAAAAGAAAUGGAAACAUUCUGUUGCUGAGGAUAGUCAUAUAUGGCUUCAUGCCAUUGCUCUUUUCCACUGUGCAAGAGUUGGACUGGAUGAAAAAGACAAGGGACUACUUCUCAGUAUGGUUGGAAGCUUUCAAGCAGUAGAAAAGGCUGUAAAAGAAGCUGCAGAACCAGCAGGAAAGCAAAUAAUUAUCAGGCAGCCAAGGAGAAAGAAGAGAUUUUCUAAUGCUCUGGUGAUGGACAGAGCAUCUCCUUAUCAAAGUGAAGAUGAAAGUGAUCAAGGCUAUCAACCACAUUGUCCAAUUUGUGGAGAAAAGGAUGGUAAUGAAAAAUGGAUCUUAUGUGAUAUUUGUGAAGAAUGGCUCCAUUGCAAAUCUGUAAAUAUUAGUUCACAAGAGGCUGAGGAUAUGGUAGAGUACACAUGCCCAUUCUGCUCCACCUAAAAUGUUACACAGUGGAAAAAAUCUCAUACAUGAUGACUACUGGUAUGGUUUCUUUUUUUUUUCAACCAAAACCUUCAGUUUUACAAGAUGAAAACUCUGAGGUUCAUGGGAUUCUCUUGAUGUUUUAGUGCAGAUCUCCUCAAUUGGGUUUCUUUAGUUUUUGAGGAAGGGUCAAAUAGGUUUCUGAUAAAACAUCAUUAUGCAGAUUAUCCCAUUGAGUACUAAAAUCAUAUUUUAAUAGUUGUUUAAAAUUGAAGCUAUUGCACAGACAUUGCAAAUUUCUUUGGUU